AUGCUGAGCGCUUUGCGAACCAGCGCGCGCAAGGCGCCUGCCCUGGCGCGCCUGGGCGUGCGCAACUUUGGGCACGACCCCGCGCACGCCGCGGCCGAGACUGACAAGUGGAAGAAGAUCUCGUAUGUCGCCAUUCCAUGCGUGGUCGGUUACACGUGCUUCGUCAUGGCCACAAUGAAGCACGGCCACCACGAGGAGUGGGUUGAGCUGCUGACGACUGCGCAGGUCGCGUACCAGUACAUUGGCAUCCGCAACAAGCCGCUGCCGUGGACGAACCGGGGCGGCUCCAAGUGCGACCUCUUCGACUACAAGUGCGCCGCCAAGGAGAAGGCCGCCGCUGCCGCGGAGUGA
This is a messenger RNA of Emiliania huxleyi CCMP1516, 351 nucleotides long. RefSeq lists its product as hypothetical. Lineage: Eukaryota; Haptophyta; Isochrysidales; Noelaerhabdaceae. Gene Ontology annotation, cellular component: mitochondrial inner membrane. The record is from RefSeq and is a predicted model, not a curated record. The coding region runs from base 1 to 351 and encodes 116 amino acids. Gene Ontology annotation, biological process: mitochondrial electron transport, cytochrome c to oxygen. Gene Ontology annotation, molecular function: enzyme regulator activity. The transcript is spliced from 4 exons.